CAGUUGUGGGGGCAAGGUUCACGCUGUUUUCCCGUCUCCGAGCUGAGGUGGAGUACGUUAACGCGCCAUGCCGGGGCUUCACCUUCAACUACAGUAUCAUCGCUCCAGCUAAGAAACGGUCGUCUACUCCCUUAAACGGCCAUUCACAUUAAGUUGAACCGUGAUGUGACAAGGUCUGGAUUAUUAUAUCAAUACUGAGCCAUGGACACAGACAGUUCAUCUGUGACAGAUCACUCUUCAGACGAAAGUACGGCAUACUUUGAUAUACAGUAUGUACUAGACCGUGAUUCAAAUGAUGACACGUCCACUAGUGAGCCAGAGAACGGCCAAAAGCCUAGCGAAAAGCUACCUUUAAGUGUUGACCGCUGCACCAUUUGUGGUGAGACAUUUGACAAGCCUUGGAAGCGAGAGAGUCACAAAUGUGCACACACAAAAGAAUCAACAACUCAUCACCCGGAAAAGACAGAAGACGAGAAGCCAUGUCAACCCCAGGAUUCCCCCACCAAGACAAACACGCACACGUGUUCUGAGUGCAAGAAAGUGUUCCUAAGGCCUUCCAGCUUAGAGAGGCAUAGAUGUUUCCCUACCAAGAAACAAAAGGCAAAAGUUGAGGACCCAGACCCUUCAUCUGCAGCGCAUCGCCCAUUAGACAAAAGUGCCUCAGACAUUGAUGUUAAUUAUGUAUUGGAAUCAAGUGAUGCCUCGACUGCCGGUGAGCCAAAGAACGGCAAACAGCCUAAGAAGACGCCUCCGAAGAAGAUCCACUGUUGCACCAUUUGUGACAAGAAGUUUGAUAAGCCUUCUCGGCUAGCAAGGCACAUGCCCGUACACACAAAGCUGGUAAGGACAAUUUGCUAUCCUUGUCUGCAUUGUGACAAGACUUUUAAAGAAGAAGAUAAGCUAUUGCGCCACCAGGCUUCCCACAACAGGACGAACGUGCACCCAUGCCCCGACUGUGGCAAAGUCUUCAACCGGCCUUGCAGACUAGAGAGGCAUAAACGCACCCAUGCCAAGGAACCAAAGGUGCCCCACCAGUGUUCCUACUGCACGAAGACAUUCAAGAAACUUUACCAGCUUGUCCGACACGUGCGAAUGCACACUGGGGAGAGGCCAUUUAACUGCUCCUUAUGUGGGAAGUCCUUCACCGAGUUGGGCCACUGCAAAGCUCAUGAAAAGACGCACCUAGAACAGCCGGAGAAGCCUCACCUCUGCCCCGAAUGCGGCAAGUCCUUCUUUAAGGCGUCGGAACUCGAUAGGCACAAGCGCUCCCACACUGGCGAGAAACCUUUCCAAUGCACCGAAUGCGACCGAUGCUUCUCUCGCUCGGAGAGUCUGAAGAGACACAUCAGGAGCCACACAGGGGAGCGACCGUACAUAUGCGACUUUUGCAGCAAGGCAUUUUAUUCCCGUCACGAUUUGAACAUUCACAUGCUGAUCCACACCGGAGAGAAGCCCCAUAUUUGCACCGUGUGUGGCAAAGGGUUCACACAGCGGGGCAACAUGAUAGAGCACAAGAAAAGUGUCCACUUCAGGUCCGAGAAAUACGAUUGCACAGAAUGCAGUGCAAGCUUCAAUCGGUACAAGUCGCUGAUCCUGCAUCAGCGGGUACACACAGGAGAGAAGCCAUAUCAUUGCUUGCCGUGUGAUCGGAGCUUUUCAUGGAGCCACUGCCUUAGGCGACAUCGCAAGACUCUCGCUCACAAGCAGGUGAUGACCGAUGCAUCCAAAGACCUACAGGGGCCUGUUGAUGCUGAAGGGCUUGCUGAGGAUCACUGCAGUUUUAACAUUUAACUGUGAGGACAAAACCUCUUAAUCCUGUAGUUCACCAGUGGCUAGACUAGAUCCCUUUGUUCCCCUUUUAAUCUUAAUUUAUCAUUUACCUGAGCACUCUAUGCUUCCACCUUUUGAGGGGUGAGCGGAAGGGCACUUGGGAAGAUAUUUCCAAAGUUACCCAACAAAAGGUAAUGCACUGUAAUUAACUGACACUUAUUUUUGGGGAGAAUUGAAAAUACAGUAUGUACAGUUCCAGUCAGUGGUUUACAUGCCAUCAUCAUGGGCUUGAAUGUUCAUUUUUGGCCCUACAGGAUUUAUUUGAACAAUUCUUUUUCCAGGAGGGGAUGGAAAUUCAUCCAGUUCAACAUUUGUUUUGUUUUAGAAGAAAAUUGGAUGCACAAGCAACACAUCCCAGCUCUGGAAUGUAGCGAUUUCAUAGGAACAUAUUUAGUCAUUAAAUAAGGAAUUGAUUGAGGAAAAAAUGACAAUGGUUGGUAAAAUUAAAUUAAAUUAAAAAAUAUGGAUGUCUGCAUUCAGAAUCAUACUCUAAAUAAAAAAGGUAAAAUUCAAAAUCAGGUUCAGGU
Messenger RNA from Doryrhamphus excisus (bluestripe pipefish), 2357 nucleotides. RefSeq lists its product as uncharacterized. NCBI's taxonomy places the organism in Eukaryota, Metazoa, Chordata, Actinopteri, Syngnathiformes, Syngnathidae. Gene Ontology annotation, molecular function: DNA-binding transcription factor activity, RNA polymerase II-specific. Gene Ontology annotation, cellular component: nucleus. The record is from RefSeq and is a predicted model, not a curated record. Gene Ontology annotation, biological process: regulation of transcription by RNA polymerase II.